UAAGUUUUUUCCCAGUAGUGAAUAAAGCUCAUGUCUACUCCAACAUCUUCCCCUAAACAUUGCAUCCCUUAACCAUCAUUUUCCCUCAAUUAUUUCCCUCUUUAGACAUGGAUAAUUCUUUAGAUCUUAGUAUAGUAAAGAAAGAGCCGGGUUUGUCGUCGAUUUGUCCAACGGAUUCAGGAAUCUUUGAUUCAAUGAUGCAAGACGGAUUUCAAGACAAUUUUCAAUCAAUGCAUGAUUGUAGUGAAGAGGUCCCUGUAGACUGGCUAUCAAGCUUUUUCGACGAAGUCCCUUCAUGUAUGGAGCAAACUUUACCAAACUACACUCUUCCUGAAUACACUUCCAGUGGAACACUCCAAUAUUCUGCAAAGAACCACUCUUUAGGUCUGAGUGGUUUAAGUAUGGACCCAAUGCCCGCAUUACCAGAAGAUUGUUCAAAUGAAUCUUUAUAUUGCCCAACCCCGACAGCAAGGUCUCGGUCGCCUGACUUCGACCACCACAAUAGUAAAUCUCUCAUUAUAGACGAUACGAACGAUGAUCUUAAAACAAACUUAUUCGGUAGAAACCCUUUAUGUCCUCCGUUUAAUACCACACAAGAUCAUUUUAAUGGUCACCUCGAAGGAUCAGAGAUCGAACGUAUAAACUCAAUGAAUGAGUCAAAAACUUCUCUCGGAAUAAAUUUGGCUGAAGCUGAUGCAGACAUCGGAGAAAACGAAUCUGGUGAUGGGUAUUACUAUACAUCUCUUCCUAUCCAGUCCGAAUAUGCCACGCUCAGACGUUGCACGCAAUACAGUUACGAUUCCAGUGCCCAUUCACCAACAAGCACGACCCCCAGCACACCACCAAGAGAAGGUGAACUGAGCAUAGGUGGAUCAAGCCCAAGAGAAACCACACCACAAUGUUUCAAGCCACAAGACAAGCAGCCAUUUUUUCUGACAGAAGAAGAAAGAAGAACAUUAGUCUCGGAAGGUUUACCAGUUCCAGCUGGUUUACCAUUAACAAAGGUCGAGGAAAGAGCUCUCAAGAAAGUUAGAAGAAAAAUAAAAAAUAAGAUAUCUGCACAAGAAAGCAGGCGCAAGAAGAAAGAGUACAUGGAAACAUUAGAAAAGAGAAUUGAAACAUGUUCAAAUGAAAAUAUGGAUUUACGGAAGAAAUUGGAUGGUUUAGAAAACACAAACAGAUCAUUACUAAGCCAACUUCAGAAACUACAGUCAAUGAUUAACAACACAAAAACGCAUUGUCCUGUGAGUGCAUGCUCGACGCAAACAAGUACAUGCCUAAUGGUUGUUGUACUGUGUUUUGCUGUCUUUAUUGGUAGCUGGAGUCCACUAACAAAAAAUGGACUGUCUUUUCCUUCUCAUCAUGUGUCUGAUCACACAGCUCCUAAACAGCCAAUGGACUACACCACUCCCUCAGUCCGCUCGAGAGUGUUGCUGUCGGUAGAUGAUAAUGAAAGUGAAGAGUUGGAAUUUGCACCGACACCGAGCAUCAUGGAUGCAAUGGCAGCAUACCUAUCUCCAGCGCCAACGAUAACAGCUGCUGUCGACAAUGAUACCAACAAGUAUGUCGCUAUGGAAACAUCAUCAGCCAAAGCAAAUCCAAAGGGACAUCUGGGAGCAUCAGCUGCUUGACAUAUUUAAGAAGCAGUUGACCUUAUGGUUGGUAGUCAUAGCAACAUAAUGAUGAGGCUCUUCAAUGAGAACCUUUAAAUUUUAGAAAAUGAUGGCAAUGUGACUGAAAAAUGAAAAUUUUAAACCAGAAGACUGUGAGCAGUCCAACUUUUGUCUUCAUGCAGACUUAAAAAGACUAGUCUUAGGAUAACAAGUUUUAGCAUUCCUGUGCAUGCACAGAAAUUGGAGCAGGAAGAGGCUCUAAUCUCUGCACAUCCAUAAGGAUCUUAAAGCUCAAUGUUCUAAAAACUUAUUCUAACAUCUUUACUGAGUCUGGAGAAAAAGUAGGAUUAUUCUCAGUCCGGUCAGUCAGUCUAUCUGUAAAUAGAAAUUGUGAGGAUUUUCAAAAAUCAUUCAGCUAUCUUUUUCCUUGUCUCACAAAAACAAAACAAAAAAAUACUUUUUCAAAUAACUGUAGACUGGGAAGAUGAAUAGGUAACUUAAAUAGURAAUAGAAUUAAAAAAGCUAAACAACAAUAAGGCUUAAUUAUAAGUCUACCAGAAAACUUCAUAAUUUUAUUCUUGCAAAAUGGAAUAUAUUUUAAACUUUCUGAGAACGAUUUUUGGGGAAUAAUUUUACCUCAGUCUGACCAAAACAAUUUUAAACUGAAUAAAUUUGCGAGCCAUAUUUUAAAAUGGUGCAAAAAAUUUGUAUACGGGUGAAAAUGAAAUACAAUUUAAUAGUCAAAAUCUUUAGAAAUUUCAUUAACAAGUUUGUUAAUUAAUUAUUAAUUAAUUGGCCGAUAUUAAAUGUAGUAAUCAAUUAAUUUAUAACAAAACAAUUGGGGAAUAAAUUGCUCUUUAGUCGUACUAAGCGGCAGCGAAAGGAAUUUAGCAUUAAUAAUCAAAAUAUAGUGAAUUUAGCACGGUGUAUUUAAAAUAUAGUUCAGUAAAAGUAAGUAUGGUAAGUUAUGUAUUGCAAAGCAGAAAACGUUUCGGUGAUUUCAUUUUAUAACAAUAUAUGUUCCUUUUUAUAAUGGUGUCAUUAACUACGGCUACCAGAAUCCCUUGCACACUUUCUUUUGUUCAAUUAAUUAGUACCAACGUAUUUUGGUAGUCGUAGUACAAUGAUACCAUUAUGCAAACGUCUUAUUACAAUACAUUAUGAAAUCAUGACUGUAAUAGAAAUCACCUUAUGUUUCGCUGCCUCUUAUCAUCUCUAUUGAUGUUUCGGUAAGAAUAUUUUCUAUAUUCAUCUAGGCAAUGUGCAAGAACGAAUCUCUAGCACAAAGCAUGAUGGGAAACUGAGUACUACACAAAACAGAAUAAGAAAAUCAAUAGAUUUAUCAGGAAAAAAUACUGUUAUUUUCCUCUGUUGAAAUACUUACAGUUUCUUAGAAAAUGUCGAAGGAAAAAUUGUCAGAGGGAUUUUUAGAGGAGCUCGGAAAAACCGUAAGUACUCGGUUUACCAUCAUGCUUUGUGCUAGAGAUUCGUGCUCGUGCACGUGGGGAAAGAAUCAUACUCAAAAGAUAUAGUAAUAGUACAGUUACACUUAUCUUUUCUCUUUGAAGUCCACUUGGAAAUUUUUAACCUAUUUGUACAUUGGACUUUCAAUUCAAGAAAGAUAUAGACGCUUUGACUCUGAGCGUAUUUUUUUGUCCAUCUUCGAAGUAAUAAAUAAUAGGAUGCUCAACGGAAUUUGCGAAACAUUUCGGUAGUGGUAGUCCAACGCCUUAUUGGAAUGACAUUGUGUUUUUAAUUGCAUUGAUAUAGUAAUGAAAUAAUACCGUCAAGAGAAUAAGCUGAUUUAUUUACACUUAAAGUCAAAGUGUCAAAGUAAGACUGUUAAAAAUAUGUUACAGUUAACACACUGAGUAUAUCAAAUAGUAUAUUUUUGUCAGAAAAUCUUUGUAUUAAGCUUUGUUUCAUUUCUGGGAAACAUCUCGUUUUCAAAUUGGAAAUUUGAGAAGGUAUGUAAUAUAAAAAAUACUUGUAUAAUUAACGGUGGUGCUUCGUCAGACGUUAGCACUAAACAUGAAACUAAUAAAUAUGAAAUAAAAUCAUAACAUCACAUUCAAAAUUAUAUCGCUACGUUAUUAAUGUAAAUAGAGGGAUUGUUAAAGCCUAAAAUAUCUUCAAUAAAAAAUGUUGAAAACUUA
This is a messenger RNA of Actinia tenebrosa (Australian red waratah sea anemone), 3770 nucleotides long. RefSeq lists its product as uncharacterized. Gene Ontology annotation, molecular function: DNA-binding transcription factor activity, RNA polymerase II-specific; cAMP response element binding. The record is from RefSeq and is a predicted model, not a curated record. NCBI's taxonomy places the organism in Eukaryota, Metazoa, Cnidaria, Anthozoa, Actiniaria, Actiniidae. Gene Ontology annotation, biological process: regulation of transcription by RNA polymerase II.